GGGACUUCGCUCUCGUACCACUUGUGCGUGACCACGCGCACGCGCGGCUGUCCUUAGCAGCUCAACUCGUAGCUGGGGCUUCCUGUGGUAGCUGCCGUUGUUAGCAUCUUGUCCCUGCCCGGGCUAAACCACCAGAUGGUGCUGCUAAGCUAACUAUGGAUCCCAAAGUCACCUGCUGUCUCAAAAGACCAACUCUCCUGCUCUGGCAGAGAAGAAAACCUGACAUAUUCUGUUACAUGGAAUGGGGCUCAAACACCUCCUGUGUUUGCUGCUCAGUGCGGCCGCCCUGACAGUUUCUGGAGUUCUUGGUGAAGAUGGGACAAACGAGGCGUAUGGGUGGACCAGGGAAAGCCUCCCAGUGCUGCUGGAAACACACACACACCUUUUAAACAUACCUUUAUUCAGAGGGCAGGAGGAGGAUGAGGAGAAAGGAAGGGCAAAGACAUGUGGGAUAGAGUGUCAAAGCAGCCUACCACCUAUGGACCACGCUGAGCAAGAGAGGUUUCUGGGUUAUGAGACGAUGUAUGAGAAUGGCACUCGCACACACACAGAUGUCAGUUUGCAAGGUUUUAAUAAGACGUCCGCAAGAACACAAGCCCACUCACAAACCAGAAGGAAACGGCAAGUUUACGGAGCAGAUGGACGCUUUGUGAUCUCCGAUUCACAUUUCAUCACCAACUACCCGUUCUCUACUGCAGUCCGCCUCUCCACAGGCUGCUCUGGAGUCCUGGUUUCCCCAAAACACGUCCUGACAGCGGCACACUGCAUCCAUGACGGGAAUGACUACCUAAAGAGCGCCAGAAAGGUUAAAGUAGGAGUGCUGCAGCUCAAAAGCAAAAGAAGAAGAGGAGGAAGGAGAAGAGGAGGACGGCGGAGGGGUGGGAGGUUAGGAGAGGGGGAGGCAGGAGAGGAGCAGAUGAUGGAGGAAGGUAAGGAGCAGAAUAGUAUAGAUGGAGAUGUUGCAGGAGGCAGAAAUGGAGGCAAAGGUAGGAGACGCAGCAGAAUAAGGGAGAAAGGUCAUGUUGCAGCUUCUAAUGGAAUUAUAGGAGAAGGAGGGAAACGGAAAGGUUUCAACCGUGUUCGUCGCAGUGCUCAACCUGGAAGGCAGCCUGUCUUCCGCUGGACCCGAGUUAAACAAACCCGAAUCCCUGAAGGAUGGAUCCACUCCAAGCGUUCCACCAACUCAGUUUCCUCUGACUAUGAUUACGCCCUUCUGGAGCUGAAACGACAAGUCAAACAAAAACCCAUGAAGCUAGGGGUGGCUCCCUCCGCCAUUCCCCUUGCACGGAUCCACUUCUCAGGCUACGAUGCCGACAAAAGCCUGCUGGACGGGCGUGGAGAUGAGAAGGUGGUUUAUCGCUUUUGCUCGGUGGAGAAGGAGUCUGACGAUUUGAUGUACCAGCACUGUGAUGCGCAAGCUGGCGCGACAGGUGCUGGAGUUUACGUUCGUCUGAGACAGGAAGCAGGAAACGCAGGCAGGAAAGGGAAGUGGCAAAGAAGGGUGAUUGGGGUGUUCUCGGGUCAUCAGUGGGUAGAGGUGGAGGGCGGUGACCUGAGGGACUUUAAUGUUGCUGUGAGGAUCACUCCUCCCAAAUAUGCCCAAAUCUGUCACUGGAUCCAUGGAGAUCCAAGUCUCUGUAAAGAGGUCUGAACUUACAGAACAACAGAUCUGCAAGAGAAAAAGAUCUGUUGUCCCUUUCCAGUAGACUCAAAGAUCAGAGCUGGCAUUUAUAAAACCUCAAAGAACUGCUUUUAAGAAUGGUCUAAACUUUGGCUCAUGAAUCACAAAGGUCUUGGUAAAUAGUAGGACUUAGAUGCUUUGCUUAAGUGCUGACUGUGGUGAUUCCUAAUUGUUGUAAAGUAAGGACUACAGUCAUGCCCAACACCCAACACUGAGGCCUCCGAACACUGUUUCAUGGCUGCAUCACAGCCUCAUGCACACUUUGUCAUGUUCAGGCCUACCCAUCAUUCACUGUAACCAACAUUAUCCUGUACAUGCUUCAGUAAAUUACAACAUACAAGACAAAAACUUAUAAAAGAUGUUUCCUUAAUAAUAACAAUUUUAAUAUGUGGUAUUUGGGAUAUUAUCCAUAAAAACAAGUCCAAAACAGGCAUAGAAUAUUUGUUAGUGAUGACCUAAAAACAAAAUAUGUCCUUAGAAGAGAAUUUCACUGAUUUAUCAGUGCACUAAAACUGUCAGGCUCUAUGGACAGAAUGAUCAAAAUCAAUGCAGCAGAACCAGAGAUAUCGUCUUUUUGUAUUCCACACAUUCGUCAGCUUUGUUGAAACCUGGUGCCUACAUUACCCACAAUUCCACUCAACCACCAACAGUCCGGGACUAGGGUGUGUUAUGCUAGUAACGGCUAGUGAAGUGGCCUUGAUUCAAAUCUCAAGCAGAGAUGGGCAGUGGGCUAUAGAGGUUCACUUCUUUGUAACUCCCACACCACAUUUCAGAUUUGAAGUCUUCAGCUGAAACUCACGUUGACUCAAGUGACAUCACAUGAGGCAGGUUUUCAGAUUUCACUCUGCUCCCUCUGGAGCCACAAAAGGCUUCAUACAACUUUUUUAUUAUGCUGUUGUACUCCCAACACCUGUAAACGUGUAAAAUCAGUGGAGUUUACUGGCAAGUUUAUAUAUUUAGAAUAACUUUAAUUUAUAAUUUCUAUGUUAUGUUACUCACCAGAAUGCAUGUAUUUCACAGCUCAGCUAACAUAAUACACUUUUUAAAAUAAGGGUAAAACAAACACAUAGGAUUAUAUAAAUUACAUUAGAAGUUCCUGAUUUUGGAUCUGCAACUUGUUCAGCCAUUUAUCAGUAAAUUUAGAGCCUGUGGGGAAUCGCAUACAUGCAGUUAAUAUUUGUGGAUGAUGCUCUAAAAUUGCUAAAUAUAUGACAAAAUGUCUAAAUUUGACAUAGUUAAAUACUUUUGUUGUCACCUUUUCUAAACACCACAGUUGUUUGUCUCUGAAACACCUAAUUUAUAUGAAUGUAAUUAACUGAAACUGUAAUUAUAUAAAAGGAAAGACAAAAUCUUGGUAUUUUCUCAUGUUGCACAUUGUGAACACCAUGUUUUGUUUGCUUUUGCAUAGGGGCAUACAGUGCAUAAGUUUAAGUGGUGAUAGCCUGUUGGUCCUCUUUCACUUCAUGUUAAAGGAAAACCUAGGUGCGUAUAUAUAUAUAUAUAUAUAUAUAUAUAUAUAUAGAUAGAUAGAUAGAUAGAUAGAUAGAUAAAUAGAUAGAUAGGUUUUUUCAGAUGUUUAGAAGUGAGCAACAAUGCUUUCUGUUGUCUUGCCUAUUAUUGACCUGGCCACAAACACAUUUUCAUUUUCUUGUAAUAAAAGUAAUUAAUGUUGAUAACAAAACAAAAAAUUAAAAUAAUUUUUAAAAACAAGCUUACCAGAAGCAGACCCCAGAUAAGUGAUGAGCCAUGAGGAUUGUUUGGAUCAGUGUAUUUGUCUUUUAUUGCAUCUCAUUUGGACUCACAUGCAGGUGGGGGUGAGGGAGGGAGGGCAAUGCCAUCCAUAAUAACCCAAAAAAAGAAACAAAGAAAAAAAAAAAAGAA
Molecule: messenger RNA, 3562 nt
Organism: Lates calcarifer (barramundi perch)
Lineage: Eukaryota; Metazoa; Chordata; Actinopteri; Centropomidae
Product: serine protease 23
Exons: 3
Coding region: 242-1651 (469 amino acids)
Biological process (GO): proteolysis
Molecular function (GO): serine-type endopeptidase activity
Source: RefSeq, a predicted model, not a curated record